AAAUCCCAUGAAAGUAAUCAAACUAAAUAUGAUAAAUUGGAAAAAAAUAAUAUCAAAGAACCUCCAUGGACGAAUCCCUAUGGUAAUUUAUCACCACCAUCACAUUCUUGGAAUGAUAGAUAUCAUGAUGAGAAAUAUCAAAUUUAUUAUGAAAGAUAUCAUGAUGAUUGGAAUAAAGAAAGAUCAAUUUAUAAUUAUUGGAAUAAAUUUUCUCCUAAACAUCAAUCAAGAGAUCCUUACAAAGACCCUUACAGAGAUUUAUCUUCCAGUGGUCAUCAUUAUGCCCAAUAUUAUAGGCCCCAUAGGGAAGAACCUAGAUUUAACCAAUGGAAAAAUGUAGAAAAGAAUUCCUAUAAGCAUAAUAAUUACAAUGCUUUACCACUUAAACAUUAUGGUCCAUUUCCUAAUAAAUUUCAUUCCGAUUUUUUGGAUAACCAAUUAUAUCAUUAUUAUAAAUUACUAUCACCGCUACCUCAACAUUCAAUUUCUUGUGACAAUUCUCUACUUCCACCGAAACUCUCUACUGAUAACCGCAAGGACAUUAAACAAAACAAUUCCAAUUUUAACAAUUAUAAGGAUUGUAAUAAUGUAAAAAAGGAUGAACCGUUUAAAACGAUCGAACCUGUGAAAACUGUAGAAUCUAUAAAGAAAAUCAAUUUAGAAAAAAAAGUUGAAUCUAUAAAGAAAAUUAAUUUAGAAAAAAAAGGUGAAUCUAUAAAGAAAACCAAUUCGGAAACAAAAGUUGAAUCUAUAACAAAGAUAGAGCAAACAAAUCUAAAAGAACAAAUUAAUAAUAGAUCACGAGAAAGUAGAUUUGAGAAAUAUCGAGAAUUGGUGAAAAACCGUCGCCGCAAUGCUCCAUUUUUUAUAACGCGAGAAGAUGCUCCUAAUCUCUCGGAAAUUCAGAGAAUUGCGUUAGAGUUACUCUUUUUGUGA
Messenger RNA from Scutellospora calospora, 936 nucleotides. NCBI's taxonomy places the organism in Eukaryota, Fungi, Glomeromycota, Glomeromycetes, Diversisporales, Gigasporaceae. The record is from the annotation of a GenBank genome assembly.